AUGUCGAGUGAUGAACUUCGAACAGUUACCAAAAUGGUCUUUUUCGACAUCACCAUUGGUGGUCAUGCAGCUGGGCGUGUUGAAAUUGGCUUAUUUGGUAAAGCAGUACCCAAAACAGUGAGAAACUUCUAUGAAUUGGCAACGCAUGAGAAAGGUUUUGGAUAUAAAGGAAGUAAAUUUCACAGAGUCAUUAAAGAUUUCAUGAUCCAAGGCGGAGAUUUUACCCGUGGUGACGGAACUGGAGGUAAGAGCAUUUAUGGUGAGAGAUUCCCCGAUGAAAACUUCAAACUCAAACAUGAAAGCCCUGGUUACCUUAGUAUGGCGAACGCUGGCCCGGAUACAAAUGGGUCGCAGUUUUUUAUCACAACGGUAAAAACACCAUGGCUCGAUGGCAAGCAUACAGUUUUUGGAAAAGUAUUGAAUGGCAUGGACGUAAUUAAAAAGGUUGAAAUUUUGGAAACAAAUCAAAGAGAUGUACCCAGAAAAGAAGUGGUAAUUGCCAAUUCCGGUAGCAUUCAACUUGACAAGCCCUUUAUAGCAGAAAAGGUUUAA
This is a messenger RNA of Trichoplax adhaerens, 552 nucleotides long. RefSeq lists its product as uncharacterized. Gene Ontology annotation, biological process: protein peptidyl-prolyl isomerization; protein folding. Gene Ontology annotation, molecular function: peptidyl-prolyl cis-trans isomerase activity. Gene Ontology annotation, cellular component: intracellular membrane-bounded organelle. The record is from RefSeq and is a predicted model, not a curated record. NCBI's taxonomy places the organism in Eukaryota, Metazoa, Placozoa, Uniplacotomia, Trichoplacea, Trichoplacidae. The transcript has 5 exons. Bases 1 to 552 code for a protein of 183 amino acids.